This is a messenger RNA of Mycena citricolor, 3339 nucleotides long. Lineage: Eukaryota; Fungi; Basidiomycota; Agaricomycetes; Agaricales; Mycenaceae. The record is from the annotation of a GenBank genome assembly.
CGGGCCGUCAAUAGUAGAGUGAUUCCCCAUCGAGCCCGUUUUGUACUCUGCACCCAAGUGCCUCGUGAUGACUUGCUCCGCAGAGCGUCGGGAUGCGGCCCAGAGCCUGGCUUUACAUUAUAUCGGUGCCGGAACCCGCAGUGGUGCGAUACCCAACACACCGGCACUGCCAAUUCAAUGAAUUGGCUCUCGAACCAUUUUUGGGUGGGAUCUGCAACAUUAGGCUCCGUAGUGCCUGUGCUACUGCUCUGACCUUGUGAUUGUCGACUGCACGGUAACCCUGAAAAGCAUAUUCAAAGCACACCCCAGCAAAAGUCACAGGCGGUCAUGGCUGGUCUCCGCCGACUGGGUGUGAUAUGACAUGCAAUAGACAUCACCGCCUGCUCAGUGAUGAAUGCGACUACGAUGUAGUAGAAACUCACACAAUGCCUGGCGCGCGACUUGAAGGCAGUGGUCGACAUCACCGACAGACUUCCCGACCUUUGAAAUUCGCCGGCCCGUUUUGUGAAUCGGAUUAAGUUUGGGUUCUGGCUACGGCGGCACUCGGUGCGGUCAGGUGUUGAUACUUCAUGCCCGUCCAUUGGCAUAAUCAGUGCAAUACGUCAUUCUGCUCCCGCAUGUUGUGCCUGGCACAGGCCCAACGCGUUUUCGCCAGACCGAGGCGAGCAUAAACACUGAAAUGACUUGAAAACCAUUCCUUGGCCCAUGUACAGAUCUAGCUCCCUUCUGUUUGUAUCCUAUCACGAAACAAACACCGCGUUUCAAGCAUCAUGUGAUCGCGUUUUGGCUAUUCACAGGCGCAAUGAAUCAUGAUGCGGAUCGCGUGCAAACGCUCGACGCGUAACCUAUGCGCUACAGGUGGCGGACGCGAGGCAACUAGACCCUUCUAUCGAACCCCUCCUCCAUCGACGCUCAGCUAUGGAUACCUCUGUGCUCAGCGACGAUUCCGACUACGACAUUGUCUCCCCGGACGCCAGCAUCGCAGACCUCGGCGCACUCCCACCGCCCGUCAUAGUGGAACCCCAGCCGUCGCAGGACGCUCAAGACACAUUCAACUCCACCUGCAAUUUGACGGCGGAGGAGAUACAGUCGUAUGUACGAGCUGUGUUGGGCCUCUCCCUCCCCGUGUCCCCCACCCGCCCCAAGCGAAUCUACGUCGACGGGAUAUUUGACGGACUGAACGUCAGGCAUGCCCUCCAGCUGCGCCAAGUGAAGCUGUCCUUCCCCAACGUCUGGGUGAUCGUGGGCGUAUUCUCCGACGCGACGUGCCACCGCUUCGGCACGCCCGCCGUCCUGCCUGCGGUCGAGCGCGGCGAGCUGCUGCGGCACUGCCGGUGGGUCGACGAGGUCCUCGAGGACGCCCCGUGUACCCUCGACGCGGCGUUCCUCGCCGCACACAACAUCUCGUACGUCGCCAUCGAGGAGGGCGCGACCGUGGACCCCGACACACACAAGCUCAGGCUCAAGGGAUACGACGAGCUGAAGCGGAGCGGUGUGGUGAUUCCGACGCGGAGGACGGUCGGUGUUGCGGCUGCUUCCAGCCCUCUCCCCAGACCGAGAACUCCGCUCGUCGAGUCCGAUUCGGAUUCGCCCAUCCCCGAUCCUGGGGUACAGGCUGAGAUAUACGGUAUUGGAUUCUAGUUUCAUUUCAUGUUAUCAAUGUAUUCUGUGCUUGUACCUAGCUCUCCUUGUCUUGUGUAUGAAAUUCAUGUUUUCCCUCGCUGCAGUCAGGAGCGGCAACGCUGAAGAGUUUCAUUGCCAAAGUCAACGUUGAAGCCACUCAGCCCGUCGAGCGGACUGCCAUCAGUCUGCAUCACCGGGGCAUAUUACGAUUACCUGGUUACGAUGGUUGUUUCUAGCCACCACCCUGCACGGAUAUCUCAGCUGGCGCGACUUCCUUUCCGAGCAAAAACGAAACACAAUAGCCUGAUGCACUCGAGCCAUCUGCUACAGCGCCAUUGUCACAAACGGCAUGCUCCAUGCAAGGUCCAGCUCUGAUGCUCGAUGCUUUGACCUUGGAAGCUCUUAUGUCCGGAGGGACAACAAUGGCCUGAUGGCUCUUAUCGACGCUUAUGCCCAGGACCGUGCGCGCUUUGUCGCGCUCCCGGCUGGGGUAUAAAACAAAACGCUAUUCGCGCGUUCAAGGUCUAUUGUCCUUCGCCCACAUCACACUGCACUGCUCGCAUGUCUUUGACACCCACCAAAUGGACGUCCUCUCCCGGGGACCAGCACCUCUUCGGGUACUUUGAGCCCGUGGGGAAGCACCCGCAGCUACUGCGGCUCGAAUUCUGGCGCAUCGACGGGCGCGCGUCGUUCGGGCGCGCGGUGCAGAGCUCGCACAUUCUGCCCGGUUCUUUCAUCAGUGGCACACACGCGGAGCUCGUAUGGAAUGAGAAGACGGGGCACGAGUCUGUCGUGUUGUUUGAGGACAAGUCGUCGAACGGGACCUGGGUCAACGAAACCCACAUCCGCCGGGCGAAGGUUGCUCUGCAGCACGGCGAUCGCAUCGCGUUCGGCAUCCCCGAGGCGGAGAGCGACCUGCUCGACUUCCGCUACGUCUUCCACCACGUCGCGCGGCACCCGCUCGGGGACAUCGCCGCCGAGUACACCCUGGGCGACAUACUCGGGGAAGGGGGAUUCGGCAGCGUGCGCAUCGGGACGAAGAAGUCGGACGGGCGAACAAAGGUGGCGAUCAAGACGAUCAAAUACCUCGAGAGCUUCAAGGACGCGCAGCGGAAGACCCGCGAGAUCAAUCCCCUCGUGGAGCUUCUCACGCUGGAGGAGAUCUCCCAUCCGAAUGUAAUCGAAUACCUCGGGUCCUUCCACGACCUGAACUAUGCUUCCAUCCACCUCGUCCUGGAAUUUGUCCCUGGGGGCGACCUGAUGGGAUGGGUCAGCCGGCAACGGGCCACGAAGAAGCAAGGAUUCGCGGAACCCUUCGUCCGUGAGAUCAUGCAGCAGCUGCUGAGUGCCCUGGUGCACGUGCACGGUCGGGGGAUCACCCACCGCGACCUCAAGCCCGAGAACAUCCUCAUGAAGCACAGUUACCCCGGCCGUCCCUGCCUCAAGGUCACCGACUUUGGCCUCGCGCGCACCGCCCUCAAUGACCGGCCUGACGGGCACAUCGGCACGGCGCAGUUCAUGGCCCCCGAGGUGUUUGAAACGACCGGAGCCGGCUACGACUCCAUCUCGGACUGCUUUGGGGCUGGACUGCUGAUGUUCAUGGUGGCCAUCGCCGAACGGCCGUGGGCCCAACCCCGGACCCCCGGCAGCAGCGCGUUUCCGCCCCUCAAGUGGUCAGAGGCCCUGGCGACGCUCUCUGACCCCGGGAUGGAUCUG